Molecule: messenger RNA, 693 nt
Organism: Gossypium raimondii (Peruvian cotton)
Lineage: Eukaryota; Viridiplantae; Streptophyta; Magnoliopsida; Malvales; Malvaceae
Exons: 4
Coding region: 65-352 (95 amino acids)
Source: RefSeq, a predicted model, not a curated record
UAAGCUUUGACCCGUUCAUUAGCCGAAUCGUUGUAUGGAGCGGUACAUUUAGCAGGCAAGUGAGAUGGGAGCAGCAAGCAAGAGAGACAAGAAAAACAGUUCUACUUCAACAUCACCUUGUGCCCAUCUCCGAUCUGCUUACCACAAUUGCUUCAACCAGUGGUACUCUGAGAAAUUUGUAAAGGGUCAAUGGGAUAAAGAGGAAUGUGUUUCCGAGUGGCAAAAAUACAGAGAUUGUCUCUCUGAACAUCUGGACGACAAGCAUCUUAGUCGGUUCUUGGAAGCUGAAGCUGCUUUUGGUUCCGUUUUUCAAGAGGGGAAGGAAAACCCAGUUGAGAAUUCUGCUAAAUAGUGUCAAAAAAGGCAAUCGACGGAUGUCAUUGUUACUGCUAGUUUCAAAGAACAACUUGUCUUGGUUGCAGAUUUUAACGACACCGGUACUCGCAUAAAACUAGCGAAUCUCUGUUCAAAGCUCAGUUACUAGUCUGUCAUUAUAUAAUUUGUACUGUAUGGAGCAUCUUGGUUGAUAGGGACUUGAUAAGAAGUGAAAAGUGAAAGCUUAUAGUUGAAAUACUAGUCAGAAUGUGUUGAUUUUUUAUGUAGAACAGUAGAAAAACUCGUUAGUGUUCAUAGACAUUGGACAUUUAUUUGAUAUCUUUUCAUAAGCUUCGAUACGAAGUAAGUUUUCCUAAA